Molecule: messenger RNA, 302 nt
Organism: Diversispora eburnea
Lineage: Eukaryota; Fungi; Glomeromycota; Glomeromycetes; Diversisporales; Diversisporaceae
Source: the annotation of a GenBank genome assembly
UACAUUCGACCACCACUUUCUAUACUACGACCACGAUAAUUUAUCCAGGUUAUACUACAACUUAUUGGGUAACUACAAAUGGAGUUGCAAGUCCAACUGAAAAAUAUAUUCCUCCAAGUACCGUGAUUAUCGUUAGAAAAGUUACCGCAGAAGCCGUUGUAGAAAUUGUUGGUGAUGCUACUGCUACUACUACUCUUUCUUCUAAUGCUGGCGAUUCAAUUAACAAUAUAUGGAAAGAUAAUUUAAAUCGUAUGAUUAUCUGCUUGUGGGCGAUUGGUGUUACUUUUGUUUACAGAUUUUGA